Molecule: messenger RNA, 4714 nt
Organism: Acanthaster planci (crown-of-thorns starfish)
Lineage: Eukaryota; Metazoa; Echinodermata; Asteroidea; Valvatida; Acanthasteridae
Product: E3 ubiquitin-protein ligase RNF13-like
Source: RefSeq, a predicted model, not a curated record
CAAUAUAAUAAUAACGGCUACAGUUGCGAAGCUGUCGUCGAGAUCUGUGAUGUAAACACGGCAGAAAAUCCACGUUAUGUCGCUAACUGGGAAAAUGUUUGCAUCGAAGAGCACUGAUUUAGACUCUGGAAGCAUAAGUUGAACGAACAGGUUGCCAAGUGCUCUUUCCAGUGGGUUCUGAAUCGAAGAAAAUCUGCCAGUUUAUUUGAUCGUUUGGAGAAUCUCCUGCAAGAAGAUAGUGAGAAAUUGACAAAUGUAAACAGACUGGCCAAGCAACUUGUCUGUCACCUACAGGAUACACUUCAGUGACAGUGCGUGACGAUCAUGGUCUUGUGAUCCGUUGGUUGACUACCAAGCCUUAUCCUCCGCACCAAAGUUCAAAGUUUCAUGCUAUUUUUGUACUUUGCUGAUACAGUCUGUGCGCUGUUGGACCUGGCAGUUACGUGAUAUAGCAAGCAGCCAUGGAGUGUGGACCGCACGUGAAAAGCGCCCUCUGGUGUCUGUGGAGUCUUGCUGCGAUAACUGUCAUGUUACCUUGUGCUGUUAUGGGAGAUGUUAUCGUAACUACUCUCAAAAAUGUCAGCUACACAUUCUCAUCAAUGCCUGCAAAUUUUGGCGAAAGGCUUCCUAUGAUGGGGCUUCAGGGGAAACUUGUUGUUGCUGUGCCGCUGAAUGGUUGCUCCCGUCUUCAACCUCCGCCGAUGGUCAACGCAUCGGGUGUGAUUACCUACAACUACUUUGCCCUGAUUAAGCGGGGGGAGUGCAACUUUGACUUAAAGGUUUAUAACGCCCAGGAAGUUGGUUAUGCCGGUGCUAUAGUUUUCAAUAUCGACCAUGAUAAUGGCGUGUUGGCCAUGAAUGGGGACGAGUAUGGACAGGACGUGGACAUUCCCUCGGUGUUUGUGGGAGCGUCGUCGGGGGCAUCUCUGAAAAAGUACAACUACACAACAGGGAGCAAACUCGUACUGAACUCAGAUUUCACAUUCUCUUAUAACAUGUACCUCAUCCCCUUCAUCAGUAUUGUAGGCAUUUGUUUCACGCUCAUGCUGUGCUUUAUGGUUGCUAAGUACGUGCGGGACAGGAGAAGACUGAAACGGUCCAGGCUGUCCCGCACAAACCUGAAGAAGAUUCCGGUGAAGAAGUUUGUCAAAGGUGAUGAGUACGAAGUCUGCGCCAUCUGCCUGGACGACUACGAGGAUGGAGACAAGCUGCGCAUCCUCCCCUGCAAUCACGCAUUUCACUGCAAGUGUGUGGACCCUUGGCUUACCAACAACCGCCGCACCUGCCCAGUCUGCAAGCGAAAGGUGGUGCCUUCGGGCGAGCAAGACUCGGACGAUAGUGACUCUGAUGAGGACAGCACAGCCAGCCCCACCGAGCACACUCCCCUGUUGGCCAGCAGUGGCUCCGGCCACCCGGUUGGGGCCAGGGGAAGGGCCGCGGGUGGAGGCUCCGAGAGUUCCUCGGUGGCCUCGUCCCCGGAGUUGAACGGGGCAUGGGGCGGGGAGGAGCGGUCGGCCCCGGCCCCAGCCGGGGUCACCUUGGUGGACGCCUCAACUGCCAUGACCGAGAACGACAGCGACAGCAACGACGACACCAUCGACGGCAACUUGCUGGGGCGGUCCCCCAUCAACGACUUGCCACACAGUGUUGACAUCGUGACGCCCACUUUACACGCCGUGUCCAGUGACCUACUGGAGACUGACGUCAACCAGGACGUGGUUGACAACGGUGACAACAUCCCCACUGUCCUGGUGGUCAGUGAGCAUGCUGACCCUCUGGCUGAGAAGGAUAGCGCAAAUUUUGAGGUUUAAAGUUUGAUAAGCAGCUGUCCCAACGUUAAUAUCUUCUGUAGAUCUUAAUAACUUGAUAUCUUUGGAACUUUUUGCAAGGUCACUUCCACGGCACCCAUUGUUCGCUCACCAUCAAAUGUUGUGCUCAAUUCAGCAUGCGCUUUGAAUUCCAACCUGCAUGGGUUUUUAACGUUGUUUUGACCAAUUUUCAACAAUGCCCAUUUGAGACUGAUGUUGGCGACCAGAAAAAUGAUUCCAGCAUUGACCCCCAGAACUUAACACACAAGAUCGCUAACGAUUUAGGUGCUUGUUGCACUGUUGUAGCCUCCGUUCAAGCCUGCAUUAUUAGCAGCUAACACCUGUCCUUGCAGAAUACCCCCUAGGGUGUACGUAAAAUCAUUUUGAAAUUGGAUGAUUGAGGACUGAUAGGCUUAAUAAUCAAAGUUUACAACUUCUUCCAAAUGACUUCAAGUAAUUUAAGUCACUUUGUAUUUCUAGACUUUCCGUAUCUAUACACAUGAGAUAUUAUUUUCCCUGCAUGCAGGACUUAUUGUCAAACUGGAAGCUUUGAUGUCGCAUUUGAUUGGAGAACAUUUGCACUGCCAUUUCCACAGUUGGACAUGGACAAAUCUGAGGAAACACCAUUCCUGCGGGGCCAUCGCACUCGCGGGCACGUCUGUACUUGAGCGCGCGCGCGUCCACUUUUCGCAAGUCAGGACACCCUAUUGGUCAGAGAGGAAGGUAACGCUCGUAUACCAGCUGCUUGUGAACAGGAUGACCCCGCAGUAAUGGCUUCUAGUUCUUUUCGUCAGAUUUGUGUAUACAGCCAGCAAUGAAAAAUCUCAAAACAUUGAGCCAUGUAAAGCUAUCCAUCAUCAGUUGUUGCAACAAAUCAUGGCAUCCACUGUGUCUAGAUUCGAUCAGAAACCAGAAAUAUUACCUCAUUUGGAGACAUGGGUUUGUUGCAACAGAGGUACUCAAAAGUAAUCAUCCGUCAUUUAAAUCAUGGGUACUGCGAUAUUCUGCGUAAUUUUUUUUGGGGGGGGUUGCAUGUUGACAGAAGGAUAUGUAAAGUGAUGGAUGUAUUUCCUUAUUUCAAUGAUUACUGUAAUAUUUGUAAAUGUACAUAUAUGUUGUAAUAUUGUAAGCGUUCAGAAGAAAAACCACAUUUUGCAUUUUUCCUCCUGCCCUUGUUGGAAUUUUAAAUCACAUUGAAGUAACAAUAGAGAUACCUUGUCUCUUUUCAGAAGGAACUGUACGUUAUUCGUGGUUUUGGAGAAAUACACUUUUAGCAGUGAUAGUGGGUGCAAGAUUUCUGUGUAAACAGGUGUGUAGAUGUCGGACUGAUCUCGGUCAACCCAGCGCACAGAAUCUAGUCUUCAAAUCUCUUUAUAUGGUGUGGUGUUUGUUUACGGAGGGAUAGCACAAAAGGUCUACUCGUGGUGUGGCCCUUUGGAACACAAGCUCUUACCAGAAAAACAGCUGCCGUGCACAACCCCUAUAUUUUAGUAGAAUUUAAUUUACAGAUCUGUUUUGGCCCUGAAGUUUCUUUGCUCAAGGGACCCUCUCUGGACUCCUCGGGAAAAAGUGUGCAGCUUGAAUCUUGCGCUGACUGUGCCAUCUUUCAAAAUGUGACAGAGACUGGAUGGAUUGUAUGGAACUGGGACACUUAUACGAGUUUGCAUGACGCUCCGUGCUCCUUGACGAAUAGAACGGGGCAAGUUGAAGUGAUGCACAAAAUGUAUCCGGGGUACCAAGCAAAAUCAACCCCUGAUGUUGGAACAUUCAGAAAAUGUAAUGAGAAAAAAAUACCGGUUGAAAUGGUGCAAGGUAUUGAAUUUUAUUGUGUCACUGAAUUAAUUUUGUUUUAUCGGCGUCAUUUACUAGUAAUGUGUGUUAUAUUUUGCUAUUUGGGGGGGUCUACAAGAGGCUUUGUAUUGCAUCGUAUAUUGUUUUUCUUUUUCUUUUUUGUAUAAUUGUAGUGACUUGUUAUUAAUGCUGUAUAUGUAUGGCACUGAGUAAAUCACGUUUAAUGUAGGAUGCAUAAGAUUUUGGCUUGUAUUCCUGGUUUCGCUGAGCAGUUUUAUUUGCUUAGCGCCUGCUGUGGAAUUGGCCCAUGGUAUUGAUUGCAUCAAGAAGUAAGAUACCUCUUCGUUUGUCACAUAGUGGUCAGUCACGUGUACCUGUGCAAGAGUGAACAUGGUGAAUGGGGCGGGGUUGUGGUUGGUCAUGGGAGGGGGGAGUUUUGUCCCUCUGUCUCAUCUGGACAUUGCUGAUUAUUCACAAGCUUCUGGAUCAAUACAAAGUUUUCUUUUGCUGAAGUGGCGUCAUGCAGAAUGUCAAAUGGGCAAUUUCAUCCAUAUGUGGAAAUUGGUUACACCGAUUACCGACAUUGCUAGUUGUAAUCCAGUAGCGUUGAGAAAUUGUCAAGAAAUGAAAAGAGAAAUAAUGGAUAGAACCAUCACCUCUUAUUUCCACUUCAAUUUUUUUGAGAAGCCUUUGCGUAGUGAAUCAUAAGUAACAAUGAGUCGGUGAUGGCAUGACCAGUCUCCACCCUGCACCUGUUGCAUGGAAUCGCCCAAAUCCACGUUAGUCGCUAACAUGUAAUUUUACUCCUUGAAAAUGUUGGAUCUCAUCAUCUGCCAUCAUUGCAUUUUGCCUCACAAAUUUUUACCCACGGUACACUUGUAGCGGUGUAAAACACACACUAAGGAUGGCAGUCACGAUGCCUAAAUUGUUGAAUACUCUCUAUUUUUGCACAUGACUGCAUUGUUUUAAAAGUCCUCUCUUGACAGUAUCGGUUUUCGGGAACUGAUGAAUUUGUAGGUAACUGUCAUAUAAAUUGAUACAAUGGGUGCGUUCGAUUAGCUUACACGUGUAAGUCAAACUUACACGAGAGCGUUCUUUUAGCCAUCACGUGAUGU